GUGACGUCGUCAGCGAAAAUCAGUCUUGUGUACGCUGACGUUUAUGUCGGGAAAUCGCGAGAUAAAAAUCUUGUACGAAAAUGCGCUGGAUAUUUCGUCUUUUUCAUACAAUUUCUCGGCUCAUAAUUUAUGACAUGCUUUGAAAAUUUCCACAAUAUAGCAUGAAUAUGUCCUUUAAACACUGGCACAAUUGGUGGUUUGUAAUCCGUUUAUUUAAUUCGAAUUAUUCCCCUUGAAUGACACUGUUUCGUUUGAGCAGUUCACAGGUAGCGCAACCUGUCUCGUAGUGUUUAUUUUCAAUGGCUAUUAAACGCUGUAAAUUAAAAUGACAUCGUGUACUGUUGGAUGUCUUCAAUCGAAGAAGGUUCGGAAUGAUAUUUCCACAUGCUUAAACUAUGUUGGGAAGUUAUUUUUCAAGACCCCGAAGAAGUGUGAGGUGUAUGGAAUCAGCUGUGAAGGAUCUGGAAAGCAGGUUUUUUACCUCGCAGACGAAGGCCAGUCACAUGGUAAAGGUGCAAAGGCUGUGUUCAGCCAGGUUCACCACUACCUCAACACAUACGGUCUUGGCGAACAGCAUGCUCACUUUCAGUGUGACAACUGUUGCGGCCAAAAUAAAAACAACAUAGUCAUCUGGUACCUUCUGUGGAGAGUUAUUGUAGGUUUACACAGAAUCAUCACACUAAGCUUUAUGUUGAUAAGACAUACAAAGUUUACACCAGAUUGGCACUUUGGCAUCUGGAAGUCAAAGUGGAAGUAAAUUCCUUAUUACAGUUUGGUGAAUGUGACCUGCAUGAUCCUUCUUGAUAAACCUUGUUUGCAUUUCCAUAGGUCUAUCCAGUUGUAUAGUUCUGCCUUGUUAUAAAAUAUAAAAAUAAUAAAACAUAAAUCAAUAAAAAAUUGUGUGUAGGUACUUUAUGUCUUGUAACAGGAAAAUAAAUAUUUAUUUUAGUAGUUUCAGCUGUUUUAUUGGUAUGACAUUCUUGAUAUGGCAAACAAAAUCCCAUGCAAAAUCAUCCAUCAAACUUUGUAGUUUUCUAUUAAAACAACAACAACAAAAUAAUAAUUUGAUAAUAGGAAAACUAUAUUUUGCAAUUGUUUCUUUAUUAAAUGGUAAUCUUGAUACAGAAACUUCAAUGCAGAAAUGUUGUCUGAUGUCGCUGCGUCUGUGGGGUUAUCGUCAACACGGGCCACAACAUCCACCAGCGUGUGGGGGACUCUUCCAAUCCUGUUUAUCUAAGACCGGAAGGAUUACCUUUCGACAUUGUUUCACCACAUAAAGAAUGGCACCAAAUUUCAUCAAUUUCCACGUGUCAACGGAUCAUCCCGGUGUUGUGGAGUGCAGAGAAUUAAGUGACUCACCAGUAGUCAGAAUCACUCUCAGAAAGGUCUCGAAAGUGAAUUUUAAUGUGAGCUGUGACAACCUGCCAUAAGAAAUGUUUGCGAAAGGGAUUGAUCUGGACAAUCAGUGGUAUUUAUUUGAAAACAUUCGUGAAUUCUGUCGAAUAGAUGCACCAAAAACUAGACAUGUCCGAAACGCGCUACUGGUGAGCAACAAAAAACAGACUUUGCCCCCCCCCCC
This is a messenger RNA of Dreissena polymorpha, 1579 nucleotides long. RefSeq lists its product as uncharacterized. The record is from RefSeq and is a predicted model, not a curated record. NCBI's taxonomy places the organism in Eukaryota, Metazoa, Mollusca, Bivalvia, Myida, Dreissenidae. The transcript is spliced from 4 exons. Bases 326 to 757 code for a protein of 143 amino acids.